Molecule: messenger RNA, 3922 nt
Organism: Eucalyptus grandis
Lineage: Eukaryota; Viridiplantae; Streptophyta; Magnoliopsida; Myrtales; Myrtaceae
Product: disease resistance protein RPV1-like
Exons: 4
Coding region: 39-3755 (1238 amino acids)
Biological process (GO): defense response
Molecular function (GO): ADP binding
Source: RefSeq, a predicted model, not a curated record
GCCGUUAUUUGGAGGAACUUCCAGAUUCAAUUGGUGUAAUGGAGUCAUUAGAGGAGUUGGAUAUAUCAGCGACUGGUAUCUCUAAACUCCCUCAUUCAAUAAGAUAUCUGAAAAGCUUGAGAGUGCUGAGAAUGGAUUCUUCUCUCAUUCGAAAAUUUCCUGGAGAGAUUGGGAAUCUAACCUGUCUGGAAGAACUACACGCUUCCUGGUGUCGGAAUUUGGAGGGGGCCAUUCCCAGUGAUAUCUACAAACUACAUCAUCUGAGAUCAUUGACGCUGGGGCAUUCCAGUAUAUCUAGCCUACCCUGGGGAAUUUCCACCAUCCCUGGUCUUCACACCCUGGAUUUAAUUCAGUGCAAUGAAAUCGAAAAGUUGCCGGAGCUUCCUCGUUCUCUAAUUUGUCUGCGUGUGAGUUCUAUAAGGAUGGAAGCGAUGCCCCUUAUUAAAAAUUUAAAGAAAUUGGAGGAGCUGUGCCUAAGUGAUGGAGACCUGAAAGCACGCCAACCACCCUUUGCGAUAGAAGAGAUUGAAGGGCUUGAAGGGCUUGAAGCCCUGAAGAGGCUAGAUAUAUCAAACUGCAACAUACGAAAUCUCAAUGGGAUUGGCCAGUUAACCUCACUGAGGAUUUUGAUUCUAUCUGACUGUGAUGACCUCUGUUCACUUGAUCUUUCAAACUUGAAGUCACUGAAAGUUUUAGAGAUCAGACGAUGCCAAAUGAUCCAUCAAAUUGAAGGCAUAGAAAAAUUGACAUCUUUGAAAAAGCUGAAUAUCAGUGAAUGUCCGGCUGAGAACUCGGUGCAAAUACAGAAUUUGUUAGAAGAUGUAAGGGCACGUUCAGUCAAAACAUGGGGGCGUUGGGACUUCAACAAACAAGGUGUGACGUAUUUGAAGCGUAACAGAGAGGAGAUUCAUAUGGAUACAUCAAAUAAGAAGAUGAAGAAAAUGGAAGAUGAAGCUGGAGAGCGACUAGCAGACGUGAAAACCUCAGAUAGGAAUUAUUAUACGAUUGCAGCUGUUCAGAAUGUAGUUGGAAUUGAUCUUCGUGCAAAACAAAUCACCGACUUACUGGAGAUGGAAGUCAAUGAUGAGGUGCGCAUUAUUGGAAUCUAUGGAACUGAUGGAAUUGGCAAGACGACUCUCGCCAAGGCUGUAUACAAACGCAUCUCUUCUUGUUUUGACAGUUGUAGCUUUCUCGCAGAGGUCGAAGAAACCACCCAAAAUUCUCAUGGUAUUCAGUUUUUGCAAAAUAAGUUGAUACAUGAUGUCCUUGAACGAGAUCAAGAAGAUCUUUCUUUCAAUGAAAGAAUAGAAGAUUUCGUGGAUAUAUUUUGUGAAAUGAAAGUUCUAAUAGUAGUCAAUGAUGUGGAAGAGCCAUCCGAUCUUCACGCUAUUGUCGGAGACCACCUUCAUUGGUUUGGUCCAGGUAGUCGAAUAAUUGUGACUUCCAAAAAUAGUGGAAUUCUCAAAGGGUAUGAUCCCGAGAAGGCUUAUAACUACAUGGUUAGUGAGUUGGAUGGCGGUCAAGCUUUUAAACUUUUCUGCAAGCAUGCAUUUAGGAUGCAAUCUUCCAUACCGGAUUAUGAUGGAUUCUCAAACCGCAUUGUCAAUGCUACAGUGAAACUACCAUUAGCAGUUGAAGUCAUCGGUUCAUUUUUGCGGGGUAAAUCAAUACAAGAAUGGAAAAAGAUGGAGAAGUCAAUGAAAGCACGUAUGAUGAGUUCUCAAAAGUCUACGGUUUGCCUUGAAGAGAUACUGGAUAUAUGUUAUGAAGCAUUAGAUCCAAAGCAAGAAGAUAUAUUUUUGGAAGUGGCAAGUUUUAUCUCUGAUGUGGAUGCCCAAAUUGCUUCAUAUAUGUGGCCUAGUUGUUAUCCAUCCUCUGGUUGCAUUCUGAUGCCCCUGGCAAAAAUUGGAGAAAACAAUGAAUUGCAGAUGCACAGAUUGCUGAGACGCCUUGGCAAAAGAAUGUUUGAGCAAGAGGGAUCUGGAGAUCCAAUUGGGAGAAAAGUUUACAUACAGGAUAAGGGAAUGGAAAACGUUGAAGCUCUCCCCUUUGACUUCACAGCUGGAGAUUUUCAGAAAAUGCCAGAACUAAGGCUUCUCAAGUUGGAUAAUGCCAAAUUUUCCGGAAACUUUGAAGGUGCAUUUGCUAGUUUAAGGUGGCUCUGUUGGCAAAGGUGUCCUCUGGAUUUUAGUGCAGAAAAUUUUUCGUUAACAGAGUUGGUCAUUCUUGAUCUGUCUUGGAGCAAAGUCACGGAAGAAUGGGGAGGUUGGAGUGAAAUCAAGAUGAAGAAUUUGAAAGUCUUGAAUCUUACUGGGUGUUCUGACUUACUGUUCACUCCCGAUUUCUCUGGUUAUGAGUAUUUGGAAAUCCUGAUUCUUGAACAAUGUUCUCAUUUGGUGAAGCUAGAUCCUUCAAUUGGUAAUUUGAAAAGUUUGGUCUCCCUGAAUUUGAAGUUCUGCUCCCGAUUGAACGGGUUGCCAGAGGAACUAGGUUGUACGACAGCUCUGAAAGAGCUUUUUAUUGACGGGACUUGUGUACGGCAGAUCCCCAUCUCCAUAGGCAAUUUGAAGCAACUCGAAAUUCUCAGUGGCUUAAAAUGCUCCCCAUUGACUCACCUGCCUGGUUCAAUUUGUUAUCUGACUACUCUCUCCGAACUCUCAUUAGAUGGUGCCAAAAUUUCUGAGCUUCUGAGCUCACUGGGGGAGCUGCUUAAUCUAAGGCGCUUGUCAUUGAGGGAUUGCCGUUAUUUGGAGAAACUUCCAUAUUCUAUUGGUAAAAUGAUGUUGUUAGAGAAGUUGGAUAUAUCGGCGACUAGUAUCUCUGAACUCCCCAAUUCAAUAAGAAAUCUGAAGAGCUUGAAAGUGCUGAGAAUGGACUCUUCUUUCAUUCAAGCAAUUCCUAGAGAGAUUGGGAAUCUAACCAAGCUCGAAGAACUACACGCUUCCUGGUGUCGGAGUUUGAAGGGGCCCAUUCCCGAUGAUAUUGGCGGCCUACAUUGUCUGAGAUCAUUGAUGCUGGGGCAUUCCAGUAUUUUUAGCCUACCCCCUAACAUCUCCGCCAUCCCUGGUCUUCACACCCUGGAUUUAAUUCAGUGCGAUGAAAUUGAAAUGUUGCCAAAGCUUCCCCUGUCUCUAAUUUGUCUGCGUGUGAGUUCUAAAAGGAUGAAAGGGAUACCCCCUCUUGAAAAUUUAGGGGAAUUGGAGGAGCUGUGCCUAAGUGAUGGCCCUGAUGGGGACCCGAAAGCUUGCCAACCUCCCCCAAAAUUCUUCUCGAUAUGUUUUCCUAAACUGAGGAAACUAAAACUGUCUCUUUCGCAAGUUAUCAAGCUGAAUUUUGUGACGAAAUAUAUUCCUCGGUGGCGUACCCUUCCUGGUUUGAGCAAAGAAGUAUUUGAGACGUUGUCAGUGUUCAAGCUCUACGAUUCUGCAAUAGAAGAGAUUGAAGGGCUUGAAAGGCUUAAAGCCCUGAAGAGGCUAGAUAUAUCAAACUGCAAUUUACGGAAUCUCAAUGGGAUUGGCCAGUUAACCUCACUGAGAAGUUUGAUUCUAUCCAACUGUGAUUACCUCGAUAGUUUACCUGAUCUUUCAAACUUGAAGUUGCUGAAAGUUAUAGAGAUGAGACGAUGCGGAAUGAUCCAUCAAAUUAAAGGCAUAGAAAAUUUAACAUCUUUGAAAAGUUUGAACAUCAGUGAAUGUCCGGCUGAGAACUCGGUUCUAUUACAGAAUGCGUUGAAGGUACUUUCUACGGUUACAUGAUGCUGGAUUCUUCUCAGUUCUAACUGAUAUCUGUGCAUGGCAUCCACCCUGUUAAGGGAAGACGGGAGCAGCUUGUGGAAAAACUUAACGGAGAAAUUUAUUGGAGUCCGUUUUAAUUUUCCCAUGAAGUCCCUUCACAGACAAGUCGAGGCCAAAUCAACCGCCAU